UUGCGGCAGCGACACGUGUGAACUGAUGGGUUUCACCGCCGCACGUACGAAACUAUCAUCUCCUUCGCUGUUAUCCUCGCUCUUAAAGACGCGCUAUCCUCAAAAUCCCUAAACCACCUCUACAAUGGCAGCGGCUACCACCGGCCCUUCUGGCGACAUUACCGCACCUCUAUCGGACGACAAGAAAGAAUUCGCCCCAACGCAGCAUCUCGAGGGCGGGGAAGAUGGUUCGGAAGCAGAAGAGGGAGCGCCCUCGGAAGAAGCACUCGGUGCCGCCGGGGCUCUCGUGUCCUCUGACUCGGGUGAAGCGAAGAAAUGGACGGGAUGGCCAGGACUGAGCGUUUUCCGGCUCAUUGUGCCAUUGCUGAAGGUUGGAAGCAUCAUUGGACGGAAAGGGGAGUUCAUCAAGAAGCUCUGUGAGGAGACGCGCGCUCGUGUUCGGAUACUCGAAGGGGCGAUCGGUACAAACGAACGCAUUGUUCUAAUAUCGGCUAGAGAAGAAAAAGAUACAGAAAUAUCACCUGCCAUGGAUGCAGCCCUACGUGUGUUUAAACGUGUCUAUGAAAUGUCAGAAAGUACUGGAGAUGAGCAAGUUCCUGCUGCUACUUCUGUGCGGUUAUUGGUGGCUUCUUAUCAGGCUAUUAAUCUAAUUGGAAAGCAGGGCACAGUGAUCAAGUCGAUUCAGGAGAGUACCAGUGCAACCAUACGAGUCCUAUCUGGUGAUGAACUCCCAUACUGCGCAACUGCGGACGAGAGAAUCAUAGAAAUCAGUGGUGAGUAUCAGAAGGUAUUAAAAGCACUUGAGGCUGUGGUGGGGCAUCUUCGGAAGUUUUUAGUUGACCGCAGUGUACUUCCUUUGUUUGAAAAAACUAUGAAAAUGCCAGCUGCACAAGAUCUUGAGCCAAAUGCUUGGGGUGAGAAGUCAGUAGCAUCUGCAAAUUCUUCGCUUACUGGAAUUGUCAAUGGCUAUGGAUUUCCGGCGAACCAAGAUUCGCUAUACCGUGAUCGUGAAUCUCAUUUGGAUUCUCAGCUUCAGUACAGUUCUCUUUCACUCUACGGGCGAGAUCCGGCUUUAUCUGGGUUGGGGCGAGACCCGGCUUUAUCUGGGUUGGGGCGAGACCAUAGUGCUGCUGCUUUAGUCACUCAGGUGACGCAAACAAUGCAAAUACCAUUAUCCUAUGCGGAGGACAUCAUUGGUAUUGGAGGGGGAAAUAUAGCAUAUAUCCGUCGUACUAGUGGGGCUGUUCUUACUGUUCAGGAGACCAGAGGUGUGCCUGAUGAAAUUACUGUUGAGAUUAAAGGAAACCCUUCGGAAGUCCAGAAGGCUCAACAAAUUAUUCAGGAUUUGCUUGCCGGGCAUAAAGAUCCAGCACCAAGCAGCUAUGGAAGCCUUGAUACAGGUUUGGGGUCAUCUUACUCUCAUUUUGGUAGCUCUGGCUAUUCUUCGUCUCUCUCGGCAUCGUCGCUCGGUGGAUUUGGAUCUUCAGGAUUGGGAGGUUAUGGGAGUUACAGGUUUUGAUUCCCCUCUUAGCUACCUAAUGAAUUUUUUAUUUGACAAUGAUAGUUAUUUACACAACAUUAUGCUGAAGGAAUUGUUGAUGUCAAAUAUUUUUAAAUGAGUUCUAUCUUUAUUCUGUUUUCA
Messenger RNA from Phalaenopsis equestris, 1642 nucleotides. Its product is annotated as RNA-binding KH domain-containing protein PEPPER-like. Gene Ontology annotation, molecular function: mRNA binding. The record is from RefSeq and is a predicted model, not a curated record. Gene Ontology annotation, cellular component: cytoplasm; nucleus. Gene Ontology annotation, biological process: regulation of gene expression. The coding region runs from base 125 to 1519 and encodes 464 amino acids. Lineage: Eukaryota; Viridiplantae; Streptophyta; Magnoliopsida; Asparagales; Orchidaceae. The transcript has 6 exons.